AUGUUAUCACUCAAACUAUUUAUUUUAAUAUGUUUAAUACUUUUGGGAAGCUCGACCGUUCUUGGCAAUUGUGGCGGGACACUUACGAUACCGAAAAGCGUCCCAAAUAAUACUUCUGCCAUUGUGUCAGUAACUGACCAAAGACUAGCACGUUGUCAGUGUAAUACGCAAUAUUAUCAAAAUCUUACAAGAUGCUUAGAUUGUUAUCGUGUUAAUAACAUUGGGAACAUUUCUGUCGCUAACGUGAAUGAUUAUAAAUCUGCAUGUACUUCAUUGGGUGUUCCGUUCACUGAUUCUAGUGCUGUACAACCAGAUCCAACUGCAGGUGCUGCGAAAAGAGUUCUUAUCGGUGUGAUUGUAGGUUUGGUUGGUUUGAUGCUAAUAGGUGUGGGUGGUUGGUUAUAUUGGCGUAAAAGCAAGAGUCACCCGAAAUUAGAUAGUGAACCUCCUCCUGAUCUGGAUCAUCAUCAAUAUGACCCUCCUGCGCCUAUUUCUCCGACUGAUGCAAAUACCGAAGUAGUUCAACCUACUUUGCCCACUAUACCUCCAUAUGGUAGUAGUCAACCUGAACAAUACUUUGGUGGUGGUGUACCCCCUUCUCCUCCCCCUGAUCGAUACGGUCAAUACGGCCAAUACUAUUCAAAUCAACCAUCUCCUCCACCAGGACAACAAGGCUUAUAUGGAGGCGCUCCUCCAGGAACUUCUUCUCCUCCACAAAGUCAACAUCCAUCAUAUUAUAGUGUUAGUAGUUCUCAACCAAUCUUAUCUCCAUCUUCGGGUGAUGAUGCGACAGGUCGUUACUCACAACAAUAUUCUUCUGGACAAUUUGGUGGAAUACCUGAACAGGAACAAACUAGUAUGCCAUUACCACUACCAACUCCAGUUGGUUAUCAACAACAUGGUUAUCCAAUUCAAUAUCAGCAAGGUUAUCCACCAUCUCAACAAGGUUAUCCUUCACAAGGUUUUCCUCCACAUGGACAUGGUUAUCCUCCACAAGGUUAUCCAUCACAAGGUUAUCCAUCACAAGGUUAUCCGCCACAAGGUUACCCACAAGGUUAUCCUCCACAAGGUAACCCUCAAGGUUACCCAUUACAACGUGAUUCACAAGGUUACCCUCUACAACGUGAUUCACAAAAUUACCCUCCUUCACAAGGUGAUUCACAAGGUCAAAACCCUUCUGGCAAUUAA
Messenger RNA from Cetraspora pellucida, 1188 nucleotides. NCBI's taxonomy places the organism in Eukaryota, Fungi, Glomeromycota, Glomeromycetes, Diversisporales, Gigasporaceae. The record is from the annotation of a GenBank genome assembly.